CCAGCCGGCCUCGCCUACCGCUGGUUUUCUAGACGGGCGCCGGGUCCCUCCCGCGAACCCGGCGGGAAGCGACGAGGACGGGCGCUGCGGCGUGUCCCGGCGGGGAGCGUGUCCCGCCCGCCGCGCCCCCCGCGGCUUGGCCCACGCUGCGCGAUCCGCGUGAAACCCGGCUAAUCGCGCUCAUCGUUCACUUCUGCCCCCGCCCUGCGGCUGAGGACCGGCCACUGCAGUUUUGCAUUUGAAGGCCUCAUCAGGCUUCUUAUUUCUAUAUCAUAUUUUUUUAUAAGUCCUCGGCGGCCAUCGAGGCUGGUCAAAGCCCGACCGCAGCUUCGCGGCGGCACGGGGCCCUCCGCCGAAGGGGCGGCGGGGCCGCCCGGGGCCGUGCCCAGCCGACGCCCCCAGCCCUGCUCCCGGCGGCCCGGGGCUGUUCGCUGCUGCUUUCGGCCGAUUGAGGCGGCGCUCGGCGGGAGCGGGAGACGCGCGGAUAAACGAACGCGCCGUGUUUGAUCUUUUCUCCCUCUCACCCACCUGCAAUCGUUUCGGCCGCUCACACAUAUCGCCCGAGGGGAUAUUCCCUGGGUUCCGACAAGGCAAAAUGGUGCUAAAAAAAAAAAAUCUCGCCUACCCCGCCGCCCGACUCUGGCCUCUGGACGGAGGGCGUCGGGCUCGGCGCGCUUCCCCAGGCAAGCGCACGCCGAGAGAAAGGUGCGCUUUCCCCCCACCGUGCUCGGGAGAGUCAAAACCCCCAACCCCGGAGACCCCGUCCCCGCAACGCACACAUCCGCCAGCCUUCCCCGCCGAGAGCUCGGCCGAGGUGUGAAAAAUCCCCCGUUGAGGGUAGGAAACCUGCCAAUGACCUGCGGGACGACUGGAGGUAGCACGGCAAACAGCCCGGGGAAAUAAAACAAAUAACGCCUUAAAUUCCUUCCAGGUUUAAAGAGAGAGGGGAGAGGGGGGAAAUAAAGCGGGAGAAGCAGGGAGGGGGCUCUCGGCAGGCUCUGCGGAUGUCCUGGGAGGAUUCACUUUGUCUGCGGAUAGAAGGGACCCUGGUGGCUUUGGUGGCGGAUGGAGGGGGGUGGUUGUUGGUCAUCCACAUGCCACCCAAGAUGUUAUUCACUGCUAACAAUUACCAUUAUCUGUCCCCACUUUUGGCUAAUCAGACAGAAUAUGUAAUGAUGAAGCCUGUUUCCUGCUGUCUUUGGGAGGUAACGGGUUAUUCUCUCAUGGGGGUGGCGGGAGGGGGGGUUACACCUACUCCCAUUAGGGCUUUAGCACUUGACUAAUUCAGGUACUUAGCAUCCUAUAGACAGGGACGGUUUGAAAGCAGACAGUGUUUGCAGUGGGGAGGACUGUUUAUAUAAACAGGACACCUCUGUAAACGACACUAAUAUUUGGGGUUAGGUGGCGAUGGAAGGGAAGGUCCUCUUGAGCCAGGAGAUCCCCCAGUAGCUGGGCGCAGUCCUCUCCUCGCAGCUUUUAAGGGAGGGGGAUCGAGAUUUGGGAUUUUCUUUUUUUUUUUUUUUUUGGAAGGGGGGGUGGGGGGGUGGUGUGCACAACCUACCAUGGCCACAUCUGGCAGGAUCAGUUUUACGGUGAGGAGCAUUUUGGAUUUACCAGAGCAGGAUGCUAAUAGCAUAAAGCAAGCCUCUGACCAUCACCACUCAGCGGAGAACUACACCGGCUCGCCGUACCGAGGGUGGAUAGAAACAGACAGAAAUCACUAUCCCUCUUCCGACGAGAGCGGCCCGGAGCUGAGCUUGCCCGACUCCACCCAAAGGUCGCUCCCCGCCCGCGGCUCGGAGGCCGAGGAGAAGAAGAAGAAGCGGCGGGUGCUCUUCUCCAAGGCGCAGACGCUGGAGCUGGAGCGGCGGUUCCGGCAGCAGCGCUACCUCUCGGCGCCGGAGCGGGAGCAGCUGGCCCGGCUGCUCAGCCUCACCCCCACCCAGGUGAAGAUCUGGUUCCAAAACCACCGCUACAAGAUGAAGCGGGCGCGGAGCGAGGGUCCCGGCAGCCCCCCGCCGCGCCCGCCCGCCCUGCUGCGCCGGGUGGUGGUGCCGGUGCUGGUGCGGGACGGGGAGCCCUGCCGCGGCUGCCCCGCCAGCCCCCCGCCGCCCGCCGCCCGCCCCAAGCUGGGCUGCGCGCUGGCGGGCUGCAGCGCCCAGGCUGCCCUGGCCCUGCCGGGCUACCGAGCCUGCCCGCCGGCCUCCCCCGCCGCCCUCGGCGUCUUCCCCGCUUACCAGCACUUAGCGCACCCCGCCGUCGUCUCCUGGGGCUGGUGACAGCGGCGCCUCGCCCUCCAG
Phalacrocorax carbo (great cormorant) is the source of this 2300-nucleotide messenger RNA. The record is from RefSeq and is a predicted model, not a curated record. NCBI's taxonomy places the organism in Eukaryota, Metazoa, Chordata, Aves, Suliformes, Phalacrocoracidae.